UGUCUAUACUUUGUUUCGAGGCUCCGAACGUGGCUACCGACCGACUUCCUGCCAGACUGUUCAGGAAUCUAUUACUCAUUCAUAAUAUAAAUAUAUUCAUAAAUAAAUAUUCGCAUUCUACUAAGUUCUGGCAGCAGAGGAAAACGUAGACUUUUUCAAGAUGAGCUCACCAGGAGAAUUCGGCAACCCCCUGAGAAAGUUUAAGCUUGUUUUUCUAGGAGAGCAAAGUGUUGGAAAGACAUCACUGAUCACAAGGUUUAUGUAUGACAGUUUUGACAACACUUACCAGGCAACCAUUGGUAUAGAUUUUCUUUCAAAGACAAUGUAUUUAGAAGACAGAACAAUCAGGUUGCAGCUGUGGGACACUGCAGGGCAGGAAAGGUUCCGGAGCUUGAUACCCAGUUAUAUUCGUGAUUCAUCUGUAGCAGUUGUUGUGUAUGAUAUUACAAAUGCCAAUUCUUUCCAUCAAACCUCCAAAUGGAUUGAUGAUGUCAGAACAGAGCGAGGCAGUGAUGUUAUUAUCAUGUUGGUAGGAAAUAAAACAGAUCUUUCAGACAAAAGGCAAGUUUCCACAGAGGAAGGGGAGAGAAAAGCCAAGGAAUUAAAUGUUAUGUUUAUUGAAACAAGUGCAAAGGCUGGUUACAAUGUUAAGCAGCUCUUUAGACGAGUGGCCGCAGCUUUACCUGGCAUGGAACCAAAAGAUGACAAGAAUACAAAUAUUGAACUGAAACCCAAAGAACCAAUGAUGGAAGUGACGGACCAAGAAGGACAGUGCUCCUGUCUAUUAUAAAAGCUCAAUGUCCAGUGUACAAUUGUUUAUAGAAUCUACUCAUAAUUAAAAUAGUUUAAUUAUUUAUUAUUUUGGCAAAAAAAAAUAUGUUGAUUAUUUGAAGUACAUUUAAGUUUGUGUAUUGAAAAAAAAUUAUGUAUUAGCUUCAAAUCAGUGGCGUAGCUAGGAAUUUGAAUUCAAUUUGGGGGCCCGGGGGGCUUGACCACUUUAGGGGCCUAUGCAUUUUGACAUUAUGACACGAGAUAAUGGCGUAAUAUUUAAUGUAAACAAAAAUUUCGCUUUGCCCCCCCCCCCCCCCACCUUCCCUUAAGUGGGAGCCCGGGGGAAUUUUCAUAUUCUACCCCCCCCCCAUACCCCACCAUAGCUACGCCACUGCUUCAAGUGUCAAAUUUGAUUAUUGUUCAACUCACUGGUCGAACCAAAUAAUGCAUUUCUUGUUCGUGGAUUUUUAAAUUUUUUUUUUGUCAACCAAAAUGAUACAGAAUGCAUUGGUGCUCAGAUGUUAGAAGUUUGAAUAUCCUGUGCGGUAAGAACACUGCAUGGCUGCUGUGGUUAGCGGUUCGCGUUGGUAUCGUGAGCCCGAAAUCAGCUCGCUGACAUCUCCUGACGACCGUUUGAUUUUCAAAAGAGCUGAGCCGAGGCUCUUCGAGCUCUAGGCUUGUAAGCUUGAUUGAACAACCGUUCUGUCUGGAAGAGAUCCAAGUCAAUGCCUAUGUAAAGCAUUGCUAUUUCCGAUGUAUCUGGCGCUCCGGGCGCAUGGACUAGAAUGCAUGGCCGAAGGCCGAGUACACCGGGAACCUCCGCCAUUUUCCUAUGUUGUACCAAUCUACCGUGCAGGACUCGCCAUUAGUAUAACGGUCCCUUGAGGAAUGGCGCAUGGAUUAUCGACAGGGAAGUGGAAGCUCUCUUUCAACUCCGCACCGUGCAAUGGGAAAGCUCUCGCCUUCCCUUGGACACUCCCACAGGAGUUUUGUUUUGCUAUUCAUUUAGCCUAAUCACUUCCUCUAGCGAUCGUUUCCACCCGAGUGCCACGUUGAGGCAGAUUAGCGUACCCGGGUCUCCUGACGAUAUGAAUAUAUCUGGGAUAGGACGUAAUAAUCUUCAUUAAAGUCACGUCCGGAAGUUAUAAUAUCAUGGUGGCUGCCGUGUUUGGCGACUUCAAUACAGGAGAGUAUGUGAUUCGUGAGCUGGACUUGCAGUCAUCUUGCUAAAUCCCAUUUUGACAAAGAGAGACAAUUUAGUCUUGGCAUUAUUAACUUUAACGUUUUGAUAGCGCAAUGGAUGUGCCGAAGCUCACUGUAAUAUAAAACAGCAAUUAAAUAUCUACUUUCAUUGUCAGUUUUUUCUUUAGAGACUUUAUUUUGAAUUGUAAAAAAAAGAAAUAAAAUAUCACGCCCAUGCUAAGAUUAAAGGGAGACAAUUUAGGCACAUCUAAUUGCUCUUGGCGUAAUUAAAAUUUAGCGUUUUGAUAGCACAUUGGGUGUGCCUACAUCAGUGUUUCCCAAACUUUGUCCACUGGAAUACAUCGCAAAUUCGGAGUAUUUAGCGGGACACUGGUUAUUUUUUUUUUUUCGAUUGAAUUUUUUUUUCCAGUUUUUUUAAAUAAAAAUAAUUAAACCAUAUUCUAAAUUUGGCAUCUUUUUUGAAGUCUAAACUUGUAAAAAGUAUAUAGAUAUUACACGCAUAUGGCUAUAUGCAUUUACAGAGGCACAGAGACAAUGGUGCUUUGUACUGGCAAAGUUUAACUUUUUGCUAUCAGGAAGAAUAUCCGUAGUUCAACAUCCGAUGAGGCGUCCAGCCUUUUUCUAAACAUUGACUUUAUUGCAUCAUGAAAAGAAAAGCCUGCUUCCCACAAAUAGCCUUGAACUGUAGAAACGGAAGUAAAAUAUUGAGCGGCUUGUUUUCAAAGAGUGUGGAACUCUUCAGACAAACUCGACCAGAAAGCAUUUAAAGGUUGACCCUUGUAUCGUUCGUUCAGAUUCUAGAUCAAAGUUCAUGUGAUGUCAUACAAUUUAUUUUGUUCUCAAGAAGCAUUUUCUUAGAGAUUAAUUCUCGCGUGGGCCUAGUGCUUAAUUAUUUCAAUAGUUCGCGGAACACCUAUUCAGGCUUUGAAGAAACACCAGGGUCUCUGCGGAACGCAGUUUGGGAAACACUGAACUAGAUUAUUUUUUAAAAUUCAAUAUCUACGUUUACCAGUCUUUAGGGACUUUUGACUUGGUUUCAACACAUCGUCACACCUAAGAUUUUGGACCAUAUCUGUGAUGUUAGUAGCUUUUAAAAAGAGUUUCCACGUUUGGACACGCUUCACUUUUUCAAAGAACCUUUUCUUUCAAUGUAAAUUUAGAGCUACUGUGUAUUUUGAUAUUUUAAUCAUCUUUAGCCUUCAAUUUAUGGCCUUCAUGUUAAAGAUGUUGUUUAGUUUACAUUUUAUUUAAGUACCGUACACCACCUUCUUCUGAGCAAUGCAUUUGACAGCUAGGCUUCUGCUAUUUCAGCUCGAUCAGUGGUUCCUAAGUUUGUAGUCUUCUUUUCGUAGCUACACUAUUUUUUUUUGUUCUUUUAUAGUACUGCGAACAAGAAUAAAUAACUCGAGGUAAUUAAUGUUAUAGGCCACUCCUAUUACUCCUGCCGCCUUGGUACUUUCAGGGCCGGCUUUAGGUAUUAAGAGACCCUAAGCGAAGUGAAUAGGGUGGCCCCAAAUGAAAUAGAAAAACAUAAAACUAAGACCGAAAAUACGCAAUGAAUUAUAAACAUGUAUAGUCCUAUAUCUAAAUAAACAAAUAGCAAGUCCAGAUAUCGCUGAUAUGUGCGUAAUAGCCGAAUAUAUUUCAGCAGACGAUUCGUGAUCACCAGAAUAAAUUGAACGUUUCAAUGCUUCAUCCAUAGACAUAAAUAAAUAUAGACUGGCCGAAGGAAGUAACUUCCAUGUAACUUGAAAACAUGUAUAUCUAUUGUAUUCGGAUUUCAGGAUUAUGAAAAAUUGCAUGAUCUUCAUUCUUAGAGAUUUAAAAAAAAACACUAGUGAAAAUAAUGUAAUACUUAUAUAGGUUAUGGCUGAAAUAGAUAUGAAUACUUAACUUUUAUACUGCUCAUAAAUGCUGUAUAAUAAAGAACACAAAAUUGCAAGUCACACAUUUUCGUUUCAUAAAACUCUUUAAUCGGCCAGUCUAUAUUUAUUUAGGUCUAUGACUGAACCAAAGAGACAAAAGUUCUUCUAACAUAUGUAGCGAACAAAUAGAUCUAGGCCUAAACAUGUGUAGCCUAAAUAAAUUUUUAGGCUUUAAUCAUUGUAGACUUAGAGCUAGUAGACAUAGAGCCAGAGUUCUGCCAGGGUUUGAGAUUUGAUUCGUAUUUGCAAUUUUUUCACUAAAAAAAAAUUCCUUGUCAUGUUUGAGGCCCCCACCAAGUGAAGGUCCUAGGCGGUUGCCUAGUUUGCCUAUACCUAAUGCCGGCCCUGGUACUGUAUUUAAUGUUUUAUAGACUGUCUUUUCAGGCUCGCAAAGCAUUACUUUCUUUUGCCAUUUUGUUUGUUUGUUAUUUGCCUCUAUUGACGCCAGUUUGCUGUAGAAUGGUCACGUGGUAUUGGAUGUCUGAUUGUGUUGGAAGUUUGACUUCUGCUGACUUCAGGCCAAGAGAAGAACGGACAAGAGGUGACAACUGCAUUUAGCUGGAGUGAUCUCUCUUGGUUCAUAGAAUAUGAAAAAAAAUUAAAAAAAAAGAAAGCUAGUCAUGGUUAGCUAGGCUCAUCUUACCGGUAAGAUUAAACUCAAAUUAUGGCAGGUAUUUCAGAAACUCAGCGCCGAUCGCUAAAAACAAAAUACGAGUUAUUUCCCCUUUUUAAUACUUCUCCUGGCCCGAAGAGAUUGAAUGAGAGACUGAGUCACGUUUGUCUAGACUUGACUUGUGCUGGCUUCUACAUGUGCGAUGUAAUAUUAAAAAUAAACAACCAUUCCCGUACA
Messenger RNA from Biomphalaria glabrata, 4749 nucleotides. Its product is annotated as ras-related protein Rab6. The coding region runs from base 161 to 790 and encodes 209 amino acids. Gene Ontology annotation, molecular function: GTPase activity; GTP binding. NCBI's taxonomy places the organism in Eukaryota, Metazoa, Mollusca, Gastropoda, Planorbidae. The record is from RefSeq and is a predicted model, not a curated record. The transcript is spliced from 8 exons.